AGUUAGCAGGCGCCGGAGGAGCUAGCAGGCUAACUAGCUACUUUUUUUUUCCUUUUUUCUUUUUUUUUUUUAUUCCUAGUAACGCUGCGAGGAAAUGGAGCGACCGCUCCGCGGAACACGGUGCGCGGCCGCGCGCGGCCGGACAGAACACCCCCAGUUUAAUUAAUCAGCGUGGACGCAUCGUCCGCGGGGCGGGAGACAUCGCGACGACAUUGUCACCGGGGAGUUUGACAGCCGUGAAUCAGCCCCUCCGCCGCUGCGCUCUACUCGGGGCUCUCUCUCUCUCUCUCUCUCGCUCGCUCGCUCGCUCCUGCAAACCGAAGCAAGAUGGACUCUCGUUCGGCUCGUCCGUCUUGUCGGGGCUCCGAUCGACAUUUUGCUCGGAGAUGAACGUGUGUGCUCCGGAGGUCAUCGUCAUUGCAUGACAAAGGCAGUGGCAGACUCAUCUUCAUCACUCAUACAGCAUUUCCAUAGUUUCAUCUGCAGUGCGGUAGUACCAUGAAGGGUGGAGGAAGGGGCAAGGAGCCACCUGUUAUUGGGGAGGUCACUGGCAAACGCCCCAAACGUAAAUGCCUUCAGUGGCACCCACUUCUCUCCAAGAAGGCUCUGGAUUUCUCUGAGGAGGAAGAAGAAGAGGAUGAAGAGGAGCUGGAGAAGCCAGUGUUGUGCGGCCCAGACCAGGGGUCGCAGAUGGAGUGUGGAAGCACACCGGAGGAAGUGGAGGAGGAUUCGAAUGAACAACGGGCGAGGCGGCCAAUGAACGCGUUCCUCCUCUUUUGCAAACGCCACCGUUCCCUCGUGCGACAGGAACACCCUCGCCUGGACAACCGCGGGGCCACCAAGAUCCUGGCCGACUGGUGGGCUGUGCUGGAGCCCAAGGAGAAGCAGAAAUACACUGACAUGGCCAAGGAGUACAAGGACGCGUUCAUGAAGGCCAACCCAGGCUACAAGUGGUGUCCAACCACCAGCAAACCAGUUAAGAGUCCUACUUGUCAGCCAGUCAGCAAUCCCCGCAAAAAGGUCUGGUCCUUCACUUCCAACUUAUCCAAGGACUCCACAACUGCCAAAAAAGUGCCCAAAACUGACAGCAUGCCACAGUUAAACUUUGCCAUGGCAGAUCCUACGAAGAUGGGAGGCCUUAGCAUGCUGCUAUUAGCUGGGGAACAUGCCCUCACAAACAGGGAGAUCCCUUCCGGCACUAAACCUAGUUUACCUGACAUGGGAAGUGAAGAGACCUGCGCUCCAGGGGAAAAGGAAGAGAUGUUGUCCGGAACAAUAACGAACAGGGUGCCGGAUGUGACUGAAAGCAGGGCCAAGUCUGCCCUCCCCCCUCUGGCAGAGUCAUCUCUGUCAGCGGCACCUGAAGGAAAACCAUGCAGGCAAUCGGCUCUCUUCCAGCUCGCUGAGAUGUGCUUAGCGUCUGAAGCUGGAAAGAUGGACACGGUUGUGUCGCAGCCAGAGGACAGCUCCUCUGCAGCCUGUAUCCCACAAACUACAGUCAAGCAAGAGGUCAAGGAGGAGACACCAGACACAGGCGACUGUCCUCCCUCCUCUCACACGUCGACCCACUUACCUUCACUCUCCUCUGUCACGUCUACCUCCAUUGAUGCCAUUCCCCUACAACUCGGCAGCCAAAACACAUGUGUCAAAAAGAAGAGCAAGAAAAAAGAGGCGGCCAAGUCACAUGAUAACACCGAGAUCCCCUGCGCAGCAAAGAAGAUUAUCAAAACUUGUAACCAUGCAGAACCAGUAGUGGAUAGUGUAUUCAGCACUAUUGAAGCGGUGGCCAAAGGGUGGAAGGAUAUGGAGGAGAAACCCAAGAAGAAGAUCCAGGGCAGUCCUGGAGGUGGAGACUCUGGUUUGCCCAAAAAGAAGAGCAAGCCCAAGGUCAAGAGCUCUGUGAAGGAAAAAGAGGAGGAGAUGGAUGCAGGCAGUGGGCAGUGUGGACAGUUAACUUCCUCUGAGGUGGAAGUAGAGGAAGAGGUGACCCAUGUUAGCUCCAAGACAGAAGCAGAGGAAGCAAGUGUAGAAAGCACAGACCUUCAGGGCAGCAUGACAGAACUUCUUCACUCCCCCGGCAACUCUUCACCUGCUAAGCUCGGAGAGGAGGAAAAGGGGAAGGAGAGGCAGAGUGAAGGGAUGUUUGAGUCCUACUCAGAGAACCGUGGCUCCAGGAAAUCAGAGCGGAGCUGUAAAGGAGCCUUGUAUAAAACCCUGGUUUCUGAGGGAAUGCUGACUUCACUGAGAGCCAACAUUGACCGAGGUAAAAGAGGAGCUUUCCGUGCAUUUGAUCAUGAUGCAAACUGGUGUGAUGACAGCUGGGCUGUUCCACAGUUGGGACCUAAUAACCCCAAGAAGCUGAAAAAGUCCAAGUCCAAAGAUGAAUCUUCACAAGGCCUAGGGAAGCUGGAGGAGGAGUUUGAAAAGAAGUUCAACAGCCUACCGCAGUAUAGCCCAAUGACAUUUGAUAAGAAGGGCACAACUGUUGCAAAGAAGAAGAAGCCCGACAGCCCCACUGUCCCAGAGGAAGCCUCUAAAGUGGGAAAAGGGUCAUCUCCAUCUCAGAAAAAGACUUCAUUCCACAAGAUUGUUAGGAAGCACAAAAACAAAAAGGAGAAACCAGGUGCAGUGGACAAAGCAGUGCAGAGUGAUUCCACCACACAGGAUUCAGCUUCAAAAGCCAAACCAUGUGCCCCCGUUGCCAUUAUGUGCCCAGAUGUCCAAGGCGCCACUAGUAUGGAGAUGCUAGUCGGUAGCCAGAAGAGGAAGGCGAGGAAGACCAAGAUCACACACUUGGUGCGCACAGCUGAUGGCAGUGUGUCUACAGCUGAGGAGGACAAAACUAGGGACCUGAACCAGGAACAGGAUACGAAGCCAUUACACCAACAGAAUUUAUGCAAUGAAAAAGGGUGCUACAGUAAUCCCAGAGCAGAGGAGGCAGAGAGGAGCCCCGCACCACAAGAGCUACCUGCUUUCUUCAGCUUGGCCGCCCUUGCUGAGGUAGCAGCCAUGGAAAACGUUCACAGAGGCCAGAGAGGCUUGGCUGAAAGUCAGAAGAAAGAGCUGGCCCAGACUCCGGUCCUCAUCUCCUGCGCUGAUCAGUGAAAACUCUGCUGCUGUUAUGAGAAGCCACAACCUGGACAUUGGCAGUGGAGCUUUACUUUCCUCAGUGGUAAGCCCACGCUGAAGGGACAAUUGAACAGGAAGCUUUGGACUGAAUCCUUCCUCCUCGUGGCGAAUUUGCUUGAGCUUGGGUUCACAGUGGGGGAAAGAGAUCCUCUCCUCCUCCUCCUCCUCCUCCUCCUCCUCCCUGCUCCUCGCUAUCUCAGUGUUUUCCCUGAAGCCUUCCUUUGGUUUAAGGCAGGAUGCCUUUCUGAAGUCCUAACCCCCCUUUGAUGCUCCGUUAGGGCCUGUGGACGAACCAAGCUUUCCCCUAGUGCAUGGGUUCCCCUAUAGAGAUGGAUGUCAUGGGUUUAUUGUACACUGUUUUAUCAAAUAGAGGCCACUUUUAAGGUCAAGUCUUGCAGUUUAAGAGAACAGCUUUAUAGGUAAGAAAAGACCCAACAAUGCAUUCGUUCUAAGGACAAACACAGCUUCGCUGUCACCUUUUUACCUCACACAAGCCUACUGAAGAGUUCCCCACACCUCUGGUAGAAUGCCUCUGUAUCUGAAUAGCUCUUAUCCCUUCCAUUCCCUCCAGCUUCAACCCAAAAUGUCUGUAACCAGGGUAAAUAAUCAUGACGGACAGGCAUCCAUUACCAACUACUCGCUUAGUGUUUCUCUGUGGUACACUGAUGUAGUGCACUGCGGAUAAAUCAUUACAUUAUAUUAUAUUUAAAUCAGAUAGAUCAUGGUUGAAUAUUUGAUUUGUAUGUUAAGAUCCUACUGUAAAACAGUAUGUGGUAGCUAGGAGUAACCAUGUGAGACUGAAUGCUUGAGGAGACACCUGUGCAUCUGAACUGGAGUUCACUGGGUCCCUGUCUGACUUAGGAACUGCUUCUUGCGAUGGGCAGAUGGUGUGAACAUGAUUCAGAUUUAGCCUUAACCCCCCUCCCCCCGACCCAGACCCUCUUUGUACCACCACAAAGCCCUCAACCAGCUUCUGCUCAACACCAUCACAGUCCCCAAGUCAGUGUAAUGUUUAGGAAAAGUGAAAAUGCAGUUGUUUUUGUCGAUACUUGAUCUUUGCGUAGCAAUUAGAAUGGUCAGUUCCUCGUGUGCAACUUAUUUCACAGAACAGGUUUUUGUUUCUUUGUUGUUGUUUUUUUAUUUUACGUAAAACACUGCACUAAUUUGUAGCUGAGGUUUGAGUUGCUCUUGGAAGGGUCAUGAAAUGCCUUGUCUCCACCUGUCAGUGUUCUUACUCCACCACCUGUCUCCAGCUCCCACACAGAAUAUCAGCAGUAUGACUUCACUGUUGUGUGAACGGGUUUCAUGCUCUGUGUCUCAUGAAAUUAGCAAUUUACCCUACCCUAACCCUAACCCUGGUUUUGUGCAGAAAGUAUUGGUCUAGCGUGUGGACAGCCGACCGUGCUAAGUUAUGGUUCCUCUUGGAGCCAAUGGAGACAAGGCAUUUGAUAACAAUUUCCCCAUUUGUUUCCUAUUGGCCUUUUGAGAUUUUAUCACCAAGUACUGGUCUACGCAGAGGUUCCAUGACACCAAUGUUUUCAAUUGUAAAAGUAACUGUUAGUGUUUGGUCAGAAUCAUUCCAGUUCCACGCCCGUGUCCCGGCCGUACCUUAGUUCGCAGUUGGAGUAGGAAUGAGGAAACCUGUGGCCAGAUGCAGAGACUCUGCAGAGGUGUUGUCUUCCCAAGUGUCGGACAGAGUUUUAGGGUGGAGCUGCCACAGACUAGUGGAGACUAACUGAGCACUCCAGGCCGACUCCCCAGCAAUACCCCUCCUCAGCCUUUUGUCCCUCUGUGUAGACCAAUACUUAACUGAUCACAUUUUGGAUUCUGUCACAUUUCUAACUUUUAUAGCUAUGUGUUUUCUCUUUGAUUGUUCUUCUGUUAAGGUAAUGUGCAUUUAUGAUGCUCUUUUAACUAAGUCCUCUUUAUGAACUUCAGUGUUUUUUCCUGAGGUCAAGUUUACUGGAUUAAGACUGUUGUCAAAAAAAAAAGACCAAGCUCAUAGACAACUAAUGCAUCUGUGCUCACUUGCUAAGCAAAUGGGCACCAAGACAAUGUGCUUGUCUUUUCACCUCUGAAGGUGUGUGUGUGUUUCCCUGCGAUGGCGUUACCAUUUCUUGGAUAUGUGUUAAGAUGAGUUAGUAGUGCUUUUGGACACUUAAUAACAGGACCAACAAUAAAGAAAUGAAUGGGUCUUAGAGAACCCGUGCAUCUUGAAAA
This is a messenger RNA of Scophthalmus maximus (turbot), 5349 nucleotides long. Its product is annotated as HMG box transcription factor BBX. Gene Ontology annotation, biological process: regulation of transcription by RNA polymerase II. Bases 499 to 3105 code for a protein of 868 amino acids. Lineage: Eukaryota; Metazoa; Chordata; Actinopteri; Pleuronectiformes; Scophthalmidae. The record is from RefSeq and is a predicted model, not a curated record. Gene Ontology annotation, molecular function: RNA polymerase II transcription regulatory region sequence-specific DNA binding; DNA-binding transcription factor activity, RNA polymerase II-specific. The transcript has 16 exons. Gene Ontology annotation, cellular component: nucleus.